Messenger RNA from Otolemur garnettii (small-eared galago), 2559 nucleotides. RefSeq names its product ATM interactor (gene ATMIN). Gene Ontology annotation, molecular function: DNA-binding transcription factor activity, RNA polymerase II-specific; transcription cis-regulatory region binding. The transcript has 4 exons. Lineage: Eukaryota; Metazoa; Chordata; Mammalia; Primates; Galagidae. Gene Ontology annotation, cellular component: nucleus. Gene Ontology annotation, biological process: regulation of transcription by RNA polymerase II. The record is from RefSeq and is a predicted model, not a curated record. The coding region runs from base 1 to 2301 and encodes 766 amino acids.
AUGAGGGGCAGCCGGCCGCGGCCCGCAGCCCCGGUGCCGCCGGCCUGGGAGCUGAUUCAGCCGUCGGUGAGCGAGCUGUCUCGGGCCGUGCGGACCAACAUUCUGUGCACCGUGCGCGGCUGCGGCAAGAUCCUGCCCAACAGCCCGGCGCUCAACAUGCACCUGGUCAAGAGCCACGGCCUGCAGGACGGCAUAGUAAAUCCAACAAUAAGAAAAGAUUUGAAAACCGUGCCAAAAUUCUACUGUUGCCCAAUUGAAGGAUGCCCCAGAGGCCCUGACAGACCAUUUUCUCAAUUUUCUCUCGUAAAACAGCACUUUAUGAAAAUGCAUGCAGAGAAGAAGCAUAAAUGUAGUAAAUGCAGCAACUCGUACGGCACCAAGUGGGACUUGAAGAGGCACGCGGAGUACUGCGGCAAGACCUUCCAGUGCACGUGUGGCUGUCCCUACACUAGCAGGACCGCACUACAGUGCCACAUCUACCGAACUGGCCAUGAGCUCCCGCCAGAACACAGGGACCCACCCAGUAAGAAAAGGAAAAUGGAAAACUGCCUGCAAAACCAGGAGUUGUCCAAUGAGACCAUCGAAUCACCGAGCAACCAGCCAAUCCAUAAACCAGACACUCAAGAACUAGAAGCUUCAGAAAUAAAGCCAGUAGCUCCUUUUGAAGAUUCUUGUGGCUCGAAUGAGAGGAAGCAGAAGCUUACAGCACCUCCCAGAUAUCCUCAAAAGUUGCUUUUACCAAAGCCCAAAGUGGCUUUGGUUAAACUACCUGUGAUGCAGUUUUAUCCUGUGCCUGUCUUUGUGCCUAUAGCCGACUCCUCGGCCCAGCCUGUGGUGUUAGGUGUCGAACAGGGCUCUGCGACAGGGGCUGUGCACUUAGUGCCCUUGGCAAUAGGGACCCUGAUCCUCGGCCUAGAUUCAGAGGCUUACUCUCUUAAGGAGAGCCUACCUCUUUCCAAAAUUGAGCCAGUUAGUACAGGUGUUCAAGUGAACUUGGGUAAAAGUCCAUCUAAUUCUUUACCCGAAUUAGGGAACACAUGUCAAAAGAACAGCAUUUCUUCGAUCAAUGUACAGACAGAUCUGUCUUACGCCUCACAGAUCUUUACACCUUCUACGCAGUGGGCUAGCGCUGAUUCCUCUGUGUCAUCUUGUUCCCAGACUGACUUGUCUUUUGAUUCUCAAGUGUCUCUUCCCAUUAGUGUUCACACUCAGACAUUUUUGCCCAGCUCUAAGGUAACUUCAUCCAUUGCUGCUCAGACCGAUGCAUUUAUAGACACUUGUUUCCAGUCAGGUGGGGUCUCCAGGGAAACUCAAACCAGUGGAAUACAGAGUCCGACAGAUAACCACAUACAGAUGGACCAAGCUGGAAUGUGCGGAGACAUUUUUGAGAGUGUUCAUUCAUCGUACAGUGUUGGUACAGACAGUAUCGUAAGUAGCACAUUAGCAGAGACAGUAACCCAGAGUUUGUUGCCUCAGAAUGACCCUAAGAUUUUAAAUCAAGAUGUUGAGAAAUCUGCACCAAUUAUAAACUUCAGUGCACAGAAUAGUAUGCUUCCUUCACAGAAUAUGACAGAUAAUCAGACCCAAACCAUGGAUCUAUUAAGUGAUUUAGAAAACAUCUUGUCAAGUAAUCUGCCUGGUCAGUCAUUGGAUAAUCGUAGCCUUUUGUCUGACACAAAUCCUGGAUCUGACACCCAGCUCCCAUCUGGCCCAGUUCAGAAUCCUGGAAUAGAUUUUGACAUUGAAGAGUUCUUUUCAGCCUCAAAUAUCCAGACUCAAACUGAAGAGAGUGAACUUAGCACCAUAAACACUGAACCAGUCUUGGAAUCUCUGGACAUAGAGACCCAAACUGACUUCUUAUUCGCAGACACCUCUGCUCCGUCCUAUGGAUGUAGGGGAAAUUCCAACUUCUUAGGCCUUGAGAUGUUUGACACACAGACACAGACAGACUUAAACUUCUUUUUAGACAGUAGCCCUCAUCUGCCUCUGGGAAAUAUUCUGAAACACUCCAGCUUUUCCAUGAGUACUGACUCAUCUGACACCGAGACCCAAACUGAAGGAAUUUGCACUGCUAAAAACAUACCCCCUCUGGAAGGUAAGGUUCAGUUGAACAGCACAGAGACACAGACCAUGAGUUCUGGUUUUGAGACACUGGGGAGUUUGUUCUUCACCAGCAAUGAGACUCAAACAGCAAUGGAUGACUUUCUUCUGGCUGAUUUGGCCUGGAACACGAUGGAAUCUCAGUUCAGCUCUGUAGAAACCCAGACCUGUGCCGAACUACACAGAGUCUCCAACUUCUAAAAGUGGAGUCCACGUAUGGGGUGGCGUUUACCAUUUCCUCUGGAUUUGGGAAACAGGGAAUGGGGACAACAGUAUUAAUUGUUGAAUGUAGUCGAAGAUGCCGUUGCUUAGCUUCUUUGCAGUUCUUUGCCUUUUGUACUUGUAAACAUGAAAUUGGUGUAUAAAUGUGAGUAUAUUAUAAAGUGUAAGAUGUUGAUCUCAAAUAAUUGUUUUUUGUGUUGCCUACAUUUGCCUUUUUACAGCUAGUCUCUCCAUCUU